This is a messenger RNA of Daphnia pulicaria, 987 nucleotides long. RefSeq lists its product as uncharacterized. NCBI's taxonomy places the organism in Eukaryota, Metazoa, Arthropoda, Branchiopoda, Diplostraca, Daphniidae. The record is from RefSeq and is a predicted model, not a curated record. The coding region runs from base 45 to 452 and encodes 135 amino acids. The transcript is spliced from 2 exons.
CCCAGUUGUCGCACAGACCUCACAUAGAGAAUCUGUAUAGAAGAAUGGAAACACCAACACUGAAAGAUAUUGGACACCUAACCAAGUUUAAUGGCAGCAACUUCCAACGCUGGAAAUGUGGUUUAAGACUCACCCUUGAACACCAUCAACUUAUCGACAUCAUUGAUGGAACAGAAACUAAACCAACUGAGGUAAGAAACAAUGACAACGUCGUCACAAAUGCUGCACAAAUUCAAAGAUGGAAAGAAAGAGAUGUUGCAGCUCGAAAUUAUCUAUUUGCCACUACUGAAGAUGAUCUACGAGAUACCCUCUGCACAGCAACAACAGCAGCCGAUAUGUAUGAGAGAAUAAGAAACCAACACGCUCGCACUGCAGCUGAUAAUCGACUUAUCCUUCUUCAACAAUUCACCGAGUACUAUUUCAACAAGGCCAUAACGUCACAAGCCAUGUAACAGCUCUCGAACUUCUGUGGUCAAGAUUAACGGAAAUUGGAGAACAUAUUCUUGAAAGUCAAGUUAUAGCUAUAAUUCUCUCCACACUUCCAUCAACCUAUUGUCACUUCUACACCACCUGGAACAAUUCACCAGAAGCAGGAAGAACUGUCAAACUUCUGCUCACUAAACUACAAGAAGAAGAGGCGAUUACACAGGCAUUUAACAGAAACAACCCUCCAACGGAAGGAGCCUAUGUUGCACCCAACCACUUCCAAAUUCCCGCUCAACGAAAUCAAAAUCAAUCUCUACAACAACCUUACAGCAGGCCUCAUCCUUACUCAAUGUCUAGAGGAGGUCACCAAGGAGGAAGAGGAGGAUUCCAGUCAGGAAGAGCAGGCUAUCCAGGUGUCAGAGGAGGAUAUCGUGGCGGUUUUCGUGGAGGCUAUCGUUGAUUCAGAAGUGGCCCGCAAGUUCAAGGAGAACUCUGCUCCUACUGUGGAUUAGGUCCUCACAAAGCCACAAACUGUAGAAAUAGAAUGAGAGAUGAAACUGA